Closterium sp. NIES-67 is the source of this 1773-nucleotide messenger RNA. The record is from the annotation of a GenBank genome assembly. NCBI's taxonomy places the organism in Eukaryota, Viridiplantae, Streptophyta, Zygnematophyceae, Desmidiales, Closteriaceae.
ACGAGUUCGCAAGCACGCCAGAAGGCUUUGAUGCUCAGCAGGGUCAGGGCUCAGGAGGAAUCCAGUUAGCACUUGAGUCUCAGCAGCGAUGGUUGCGCCUUUCUUGCAUAUCUAGUGCUCACACCUCCAUUUCUCACUCCUGACUCGCUCUCUAACGAUUAUUUUGGCGGCUUCUGACGGUACGACUCGCAGGCAUGGGUUUGCACCGCUAUCUGAUGUCGCGAGUUUCGAUACUGCUCGUCCUGGCGGCGAUUUGGAGAGCGUCCAUUGGGGUGCGUGGCGCUUUCGCGUGGUACAUUCCGCCGCCCGGCACGUCCUUCUACUGGCAGCUCUCAGGCUCGCAGCCAGGUCUGGUGGACAUGACGGUGAACGCCCAGGUGUACGACAUCGACGGCUUCGCGACGUCGGCGGCGACGAUCGCGCGGCUGCACGCGGCGGGGCGCAAGGUGGUGUGCUACUUCAGCUUCGGGUCCGCGGAGGACUACCGCAGCGACUACUCGCAGUUCCCAAGGUCCACGCUCGGCGGACUUGUGUGCAACAGUGACGACUGCUCGGAAGUGUGGGAGGGCGAGCGGUGGCUGGACGUCCGCAGCAGCGUGGUGCGGAGUGUACUGGAGAAGCGCGUUCAGCUAGCAAAGCGCAAGGGGUGUGACAGCAUAGAGCCGGACAACCUGGACGCGUGGAGCAACAACAUCAUGUACAAGACGAUCAGCCGCUUCAAGAUCACCGCCGCUGACCAGGCCAACUUCAACUUCUGGAUCGCCCGCACCGUGCACAAGUACGGCAUGUCAGUAGGGCUCAAGAACCCUGGCAGCCUCCUCCCAGCACAGAUGGGAGCAGCCUUUGACUGGGCCUUAGUGGAGCAGUGCAACCAGUACAGCGACUGGAGCCAGGGCUUGUGGUACAGUGGCAAGUACGGGUGCGACUAUGCCAACGAGUUUGUCGUGCGCGGCAAGGCCGUGUUCAUUGCGGAAUAUACGGACAGCUGGGGGACUACUGCAGGCAGGAAGAAUGGCAUCCAGUUUCCCCAGGCCAUGUGUGCCGACAACAACGCACAUGGCUUCACGACACGUCUCUACAACAUGGACCUCGAACCAGGGUACCGCUACCCCUUUGCUGACUGCCUCCGGCACAAGCCCGCGGGGUGUGAUGGCGUGUGGAGGCAGUGCAUCAAGCCCGCCGUUUACCAGCCGUUCUUGCAGAGCGGUAUGAAGCGGUGGGAUGCAGUGGGGCAGUGCAUGCGAAGCAAGGUAGCACAGUGCGCGUAUAAGUAGCCAUUUGAUUAAUUAUUGAGGUUGUUGUGAUAAUAUCUUAAAGCAUUUCUGCAAGUAGUUCCGAUAGAUAUUGUUGUGUUACACUAUAGUUCGCAUCCAUAGAAUGGCGUCAGCAAAUAGCGUUCGUCUGGAUGAUUACGUCAGUAGGCCGUUUCAGUCAUGCUAACAGUCGCGCUCUUUUCAGUAGCGGUUAGCGGUUAGGGCGCAUAGCGCAAAUACUUUUGAGCAGGUACAUUAUCGAAUAGGUACUUCUAGCAGAUAUAGAAGUAGUUAGUACUGUCAAACAUGUGUCCUCUCACAGUGGUUGGACUAGUAGUGCCGCCCUGUACUCGUUCUUGCCUUGUCUGUACUCCUUCUGACUGGUCUUUUAGACCCUUGUCUUAGAGGCUGGACUAGUAGUGCCACCCUGAGCUGCUUGUCUAGAACAUUCCCCUAUGCAGUCCAGGGGGUGUGUCAAACAUGUGUAGUUAUCAUGUUUGUAUAGACUGUAUAGGGUCAC